UGUGUUUUGGACUGGAGGAGGUCAUUAGAAAGUGAGGGUAAGACCGGGCCGGUUCUCGGGGCACAGAGACACUCGGUACCAGCACAUCUCUGAUGCCGGUGUAAGAAAUAUAUUAUAUAAUAUUCAACAGCUCCGUAUAGUGUUUCAACCGCUGCGAAAUGCUUCGUCUGAUCCUGCGGCUCAGGCCGUCCUCCGGUCUCCCAUGUCCCCGUGCCCUCCCGGCCGGGCCUGCUGCGCUCGGCUCCCGCUCCGUGCCCGGAACCGGCUGUCUGAGGCGGCUUCACCGUGGAGCGGCGUCCCGGGCCGUGUGCCUGGGCCCCGGCUUCAGCCACAGAACGACUCUGCUGCGGUGUCCCCAGCUGGCAGGCGGCUGUCAGACCAAGCGUUUCUACAGUCUCCCGCCGCACCAGAAGGUGGAGCUACCCGCGCUGUCACCCACCAUGCAGACGGGAACGAUCGCUCGCUGGGAGAAGAAGGAGGGAGAAAAAAUCAGCGAGGGUGACCUCAUAGCUGAGGUGGAGACAGACAAGGCCACCGUAGGUUUUGAGAUGCUGGAGGAGUGCUAUCUGGCCAAGAUCCUGGUUCCUGAGGGGACGAGAGAUGUCAACGUUGGGUCUGUAAUCUGCAUCACGGUUGACAACCCUGACCUCAUCUCAGCCUUUAAGGACAUAACGCUGGACUCACUUAAAGCAGCUGGUGCUGCUCCUUCACCUGCUGCCUCCGCUCCUCCUCCUCCUCCUCCUGCUGCAGCUGCUGCUGCUGCUCCUCCUGCAGCCCCCGGCAGCUCUUAUCCCACACACAUGAAGAUUGCACUUCCUGCCCUCUCUCCCACCAUGACGAUGGGAACAGUGCAGCGCUGGGAGAAGAAGGUCGGAGAGAAGCUGAGUGAAGGAGAUCUGCUGGCUGAGAUCGAGACUGACAAGGCGACCAUCGGCUUCGAGGUGCAGGAGGAGGGAUAUUUGGCCAAAAUCCUGGUGUCAGAGGGAACUCGAGACGUCCCCCUGGGAACACCACUCUGCAUCAUUGUAGAGAAGGAAAGUGACAUCGCUGCCUUCAAGGAUUAUGUAGAAACUGGAGUAGCAGAGGUUUCCACACCUCCUCCAGCACCAGCACCGGCUGCAGCUCCAGCUGCCGCAGCACCCAGUCCUGCUCCUGCAGCCGCUGCUCCAGCAGCACCCAGGAAGGGGCGUGUGUUCGCCAGCCCGCUUGCCAGGAAACUCGCUGCUGAGAAAGGAAUUGACCUGGCACAGGUCAGUGGCUCUGGUCCUGAUGGACGCGUCACCAGGAAAGAUAUUGAGAGUUUUGUUCCACCAAAGGCUGCUCCUGCCGUAGCUGCUGCUCCCGCCACAGCCGCAGCUCCAGCUGCUCGUGCACCUGCUGCAGCUCCUCCUGCAUCAGCUGGGACCUUCACAGACAUCCCUAUUAGCAACAUCCGUAAGGUCAUUGCUCAGAGGUUGAUGCAAUCCAAGCAAACCAUCCCCCACUAUUAUCUGUCUGUAGAUGUCAACAUGGACCAAGUGCUCGAGCUUCGGAAAGAGCUCAAUGCUGAAGUGAAAGCCCAGAAUAUCAAGUUAAGUGUGAAUGACUUCAUCAUCAAAGCCAGCGCUCUGGCCUGCCUCAAGGUUCCUGAGUGCAACUCCUCCUGGAUGGACACGGUCAUCCGCCAGAAUCACGUGGUGGACAUGAGCAUAGCAGUGAGCACCGCCAACGGUCUGAUCACGCCCAUAGUGUUUAACGCCCACACCAAAGGACUGGCCGCCAUCAGCUCUGAUGUGUCGGCUCUCGCCGCCAAAGCGAGAGAAGGCAAACUGCAGCCGCAUGAGUUCCAGGGAGGUACAUUCACAAUCUCUAAUUUGGGGAUGUUUGGUGUCAAGAACUUCUCAGCGAUAAUUAACCCUCCUCAGUCCUGUAUCCUCGCAGUUGGGGGCUCAGAAAAACGACUGAUGCCUGCUGAUAAUGAGAAAGGGUUUGACGUAGCCAGCAUGAUGUCAGUGACGCUGAGCUGUGACCACCGGGUGGUGGACGGGGCGGUCGGUGCACAGUGGCUUGCAGAGUUCCGCAAGUUCCUGGAGAAACCCGUCACCAUGCUGUUGUGAUCGGACUGUACUGCCAUUCAAACUGCAGCAGCAGGCUGCAGCCUCUCGCUGAAGCGAUCAGAUUGGUCUAAACUGGUGUAGAUCCUUCUGUGAUUGGCCGGGCCUGCCACCAGGUCACUCCCAGUUACCCUGAAGGGGAAGAGGCAGAACUCACUCCGCUUACCUGUCUCUCUGUCUCUCCUGUCUAUCUUUCUCUCCUCUUGCUGUCUCACUCAUAUUCUAUUUAUUGAGGCCCCAUCUCAUAAAGAGACCAGAAUUAGGUUUAAUUUAUCCUAGCAUAGAGACUGGCCAUAUGUCACUAAAACAUUGAUAAUGUUUUAUAAAGGGAAGUGUUACAUGUCCAAGCAGCGAGCACAUUUAUCCCAAAACUUCUGAGUGUGCGUGUGUGUGUUUUUACACACUUUUAUCUGUGAUUGUGUUUGAAUGUGAUAAAGAUGACGGGAAGUGCAGCUACCUGUGGGUUCCAGUCUUUUGAAUAAAUGAUUGUGGUUUUUGUCUGCAAGCAGGCAAGAGGAUGGAGCUAAAUGUAAGUUAACUUUGAGAUACACAAAGUCCAGAUGUAGACACACACACACACGCACACACAUACACCUGUCCUUGUUCAGUAGCCACACUCACACACAGUUGAAAUAUUUAGUAUAUUUUGUGUGAGUUGAUGUUACAGCGUGUAUAUUCUUCACUGUGAGAUAAACACAGUGCUGUAUAUAUAUAUAUAUGGUGAUGAGCUGUGGUUUAAAUAACCGAGCUCUGACGAGGUCUCACCGUAUAAUUAAUAUCUUUACAGACCUGAACGACAACAAAUGCUCUUAAAGGAAAAUACUGAACGGUUUUGCCAAUUCUCUCUCUUCAGUGGGGAUGUUUUAUUUUCUAGUGUCAGAGAAAAACACUUACCUUUGAGAUAUUCUGUAUUUCACAGCUGAAACGCACAAAGCUGGUGCUGGAUAUUAUUUGUUAUUUGAAUAAAUUGGGAGAAGUCAACCUUGUGCCGCAGGCUGUUCGGUUUUUAUAAUUAGACUUAUUGAAAGAGCCCAAAUUAAUGCAGUUAGAAACAGAAGCAGUACUUACAAUGUGAUCACAAAAAAAAAAAUCAAACAUUUUGGAAAUUUGUAAAAAAUAUUUACAAUCCAAGGGACUACUGACUGGAUUUAUUGCUUGUUAUUCGUGCUGCAUACCAAAAAACCUGCAGUCGACCUCCUUGCAAACCCCCCCUCCCCCCCCCCCCAGGUAUCUUGGUCUGCUGUCGGCUGAUUAAUUUGAUCAGGAAAAUUAGCACAUGUAGUUGCUGUCUUAAUAUUUUAUUACUCUUUUUUUUUUUUUAUCAUAUCAGAAAUAUAUAAAAUCACCAUAGGAAUGUGUACUUAAAUGAAAUACAAAAAAGAGAAACAUGACAGGAGUCCAAACACACCAGCUGGUAUCAGUAACAGGAGGAAACUGACCUCAUUGAGGUGACAUAAUAAAAAGGUCAAAUUUAAAAGCUUGAAUAGGUCACAUGCUGCUUUGCUGUAUUCAACUCAAGAACUGGGUUUUGGUUCAGUCUGACUUGAAUCUUUAGCUAUUCUGUGUAUGUAUGUUUUUUUUUUCUUUUUGGUUUUUUUUUUUCCCCCAAAGCUAUUCAUUUCCCAGCCCAACCUUCCUCUGAUUUUGAACUGCUUCGGUUUAGUUUUCCUCAGUUCAUCAAGGAACUGAACUCAUCUAAAUGCUCAUACUGUAUGUGUAAAACUACUCAUGUUGCCAUAUACGGCGUCAUUAAAUCUGACAAAUGUUUCGACUG
Messenger RNA from Toxotes jaculatrix (banded archerfish), 3867 nucleotides. It is a transcript of the gene dlat, whose product is annotated as dihydrolipoamide S-acetyltransferase (E2 component of pyruvate dehydrogenase complex). Gene Ontology annotation, cellular component: pyruvate dehydrogenase complex. The transcript is spliced from 14 exons. The record is from RefSeq and is a predicted model, not a curated record. Gene Ontology annotation, biological process: pyruvate decarboxylation to acetyl-CoA. Gene Ontology annotation, molecular function: dihydrolipoyllysine-residue acetyltransferase activity. The coding region runs from base 159 to 2096 and encodes 645 amino acids. NCBI's taxonomy places the organism in Eukaryota, Metazoa, Chordata, Actinopteri, Toxotidae.